AGUCGCUCAGCGAGAGAUUGAACCGACAAAGACAAUGCCGGGUGAGCACCCCCAAGCCGGCCUGAUCAGUCCGAGCCCAGCCUCGACGCCAUCGUCCUCGUCCUCGUCCUCGUCUUCAUCAUCAUUGCUGGACGCGUCUGGCAGCAAACGCCGCGUCGCGCUGUGCGUCAAGACGUUCGUGGCAGCGACGCACCCGACCGAUCAGUGCGGCAGCAAUGGCCUGCCACUCACUCCCAACUCAAUCCGCAUCGUCGGGCGAUUCCAUCACAAGCUCAAGUCCAUUGCAGCGAGUGUGUCGUCGUCUGCUGGAAGUGCUGGCGGUGCCGGCGGUGCAAGUGCUAGUCGCGCACCAGUCGGCCUUUGCCAGUAUAUUGACAUUGUCAAGGGCAGACAUGAACGAUUGUUUGUCAUUUCGGAGCACCAUGGACGAUCGCUGGAUUCGCUCAUACGUGCAUCGGCUACGUCAACAAGAGCAGCUUCUCAGAACGCUCAGGCGCAAUUUAGCAGCCGCAAUGUCGAGCUCCUGAGGCGCAUCGCAUUCCAAAUCGUCGAUGCGUUGGUGGUCCUCAAUGCCAACAAAAUCACCCACCGAUGCUUGUGCCUCAACAACAUUCUGUUGGAUAGCACGGGCAAUGUCAAGCUGUCCGACUACGGUCUCUUUUACAUGACAGAGAAUGGCGCCGACGUCUCAUUCCCAAUCAGCCACCCAACGUACACGGCACCGGAAGUCAUCGCUUCGGCGAUCACAUUUCCCUCACCGCCCGCUCGUCAGUACGAUGCUUUGCGCAAUGCCGCCUCUCCCAAGACCGACGUCUGGUCGCUCGGCAUCAUCCUCAUUGAACUGUGGCUAGGAUACUACCUGUUCCAGUUUUACCGCAAGGACGUCGACUCGCUGCUCGAGCACAUUUUGUCCUUUGCAGAACACGUUGACAAUCCUGCACAGCCGUCCGCCGCCGAGGCCGUUCUGCGCGACCACCAGCCGGAAGCCUGGCAGGCACAAGUGGCGGCGAUGGGGGACGACAUGUUCCAGUUUAUUUCGAGCUGCCUGAUCGUGUCACCCCAAAAGCGACCAACGCCCCUGGAACUGUUGCGGCAUCCCUUUCUCGCACCGCUGUAUGACGCCAGCGACAAUGACUGGCUGAUUGUCACGGAUGACGCGUCUGUUGCGCCAAGUGACAUUCAACUUGCCGAUCCCGUGCUGCAAUUUACAAAUUCUGCAGUUCAGACCGUGGUCGCGGCAAAAGCACUCGAGCCGUCGGAUUUGCCAGUCCACGAGUAUGCCCUGCAUAGUGCGUCGCUCGCCAUCCCGAUCGCCAGUAAGUUUACCGCGCUCGUUCGUCUCGAGGACAGCAACGUCGGCGCAACCAGUGCGCCCAGCGGCACCCACGUUGCCUACACCCAAGCGCGGCAAGGCAAGCGCAGGUCGUCUCUCCGCGCAAAACCCACCUCGCCCGUCACGUUUUCGCCAGUCUCGUCGUUGCAUCAGGGCGCGCUGCAACAGCAAAAGGCGGUUGCCGAGAUUCGACGCCAAUUUGUGCUGCAGGGCCAAAUGCUGGCGAACGCAGUGCACAUCCCUUCGACCGUCGCCGAGGCGGACACGUAUGUCAUUGAGGGUGGAAUGCCACUGGGCUUUUCGUCCGCGGAUCCACUCGAAUCCAUGCCCCUUGCGACGGCCUAUCACUUUUGGACGCUUGCUGGUGGCGAUGUUCAGAUGGAGCUCUCCCGCCGUGGGCUGCUCCACACUCGCCCGUCAAUUUCUUGCCUGGCUCGUGCUGUGUUUGCAAGCUCGGGCAGUACCGUCCUUGGUCACGAGCGCGAUCGGACGACGCGGUACGACCCCAGUCCGUUCGUGCUGCCGUUGAAAAACCUGCGUGAGCGACUGAUUGCACUGAAUCAAGUCGUCGAAGUCAACCCCAGCAUUUUGGAACUCGGACUGAAUGACACGGUAGGAUCAGUCGUGGUCGCUGAACCCACCGCUGCCCCUGUCUUUACGGUUGGCAGUAGCACACCAUCAGACGUGGAUUAUUCCGAAAAACGACUACUGCCACUCGAUGCGUUCGAUCCCGCUCCAGCAUCCUCCAGCAAGGCAACGCCAACAACCCUUCGCAUGUCCGUCUCAAGCAUCGCACGUUCACCCUCCCCCACCCACCACGUGCAGGACAGUUCUCAGCUUUCGCUGCACAUUCGCGAGGCGGACAUCGAGCACCAGUACCGCCGCAUUGCCAUCUUUCAGCCAUUGUUGGACGCCUAUCCGCUGAGCCGGCCCCGUCUUCUCGCGGAGGCGGCGAAUGACAUUCCGCCAAUGCUGCGAGGCCCCAUUUGGGCGUGCAUCUUGGGAGUGACUGGCAACUGUGCUGCGGCUUACGAUGCGAUCGACAAGCAGUCUGAAACGAGCACCGACCACCAGAUUGAGGUGGACAUUCCACGUUGCCACCAAUACCUGCCCCUUCUCGCUUCCCCAGACGGACAUCGCACUUUCAAGCGGCUCCUGAAAGCUUGGAUCGUUUCCAAUCCGAGCUUGGUGUAUUGGCAAGGGCUGGACUCUAUCUGCGCGGCAUUCCUCACGCUGAACUUUAACCAAGAGGGCGUGGCACUCGCGUGCAUCAACAAGUUUGUGUCCAAGUACGCGGCCAACUUUUUCACCAACGACAAUUCGAAUGCCAUUCAGGAGUACUUGGCCGUAUUCCGGCACUUGAUUUGCUACCACGAUCCCAUCCUGGCCAACCAUUUGGAUGACAUUGGCUUCCCUCCGGAUCUCUACGCCAUUCCGUGGUUUUUGACCGUGUUUACUCACGUCUUCCCAUUGCAACAAAUCUUUCACAUGUGGGACACCAUGCUCCUUGGGCCGGCUUCGUUGCCGCUGUUCUAUGGCCUGGCCAUCGUCAAGCAAUUCCGCGAGCAGCUGCUUUCCUUUGCCUUUAACGAAUGCAUUUUGCUCUUCUCGGACAUGCCCGAAGUGGAUAUCGAGCGAUGCAUCCUCGACGGCGUCGCCCUGUGCUCGGCGACUCCAAGCAGCGUCGCCUUCCGACGAUUCGAAAUUGCCGCUGCAGAGGCUGCAGAGGCGGCAGAUGCGACUGCAAGUGACCCGGCCAGUCCAGGAGCGCGCGCGGAUGAUCUCGAGCUAUUACCUGGCCUCUCCUCACCGCUCCAAGCGAGCUCGACGCCAUUCUCAGAAGACAUUCCGUUGGAUCAACUUCGAACAGAGUGCUUCCCGCGGCUGUCCUUGUCGGACUAUCUUGCUGCUCGUCUGCGAACCAUCACUAUCGACACUCGAGCUGAGCAAGAUUUUGCACGAGCACAUCUGAAGGGCUCCAUCAAUGUGUCGCAAGUUACCGCGGCCGCCACGAAGGAUCUCGAGCGAUACAAGGGCAGGCCUAUUGUAGUGGUGGCUGGCGCCAAAGCAACCACUGGCGCACAGCUUGCAGAGUUGCUGGUACGGUCCGAGUUCCCGAAAGUCGCGCUCUUGCGAGGCGGCAUGGAAGGCAUUUGGGCGUCCAUUCGCAAAGUGGGUCCACUUUGUGCAUGCGGAGGCAUUGUGCCAGACUUGGCCGUUCCACUUCGAACACGGCUAGUGCUUUGCCAUCAUCACAUGUUCGAGGGAUGAUACUUUUUUCCUCAUCGAGAUUGAUUGAAAUUAUACAGUUUUUCAAAAAAAAAAUGUUCUGAAAAAGC
Molecule: messenger RNA, 3672 nt
Organism: Capsaspora owczarzaki ATCC 30864
Lineage: Eukaryota; Filasterea; Ministeriida; Capsasporidae
Exons: 10
Coding region: 35-3604 (1189 amino acids)
Biological process (GO): protein phosphorylation
Molecular function (GO): protein kinase activity; ATP binding
Source: RefSeq, a predicted model, not a curated record